AUGUGGCGCUUCCUGAAACCCAUAGCUAAAAAGGCACGGACGGAGGAGGAGGAGGAGGAGGAGGAGGAGGAGGGGGGUCGCGAUGCGAAUGCUGCGAAACCCAAACCGACCAGCGCUGGAACUGGGGGGAGAAAGUUUCAGACGAAGUGGCUAUACGACGAUGCAGGGAAAAAACGCGACUGGCUGACUGUCAAGAACAACAUCAUGUUUUGCACUGUGUGCACAACUUUUGGAAAGGACAAAAAAAGUCAGGCGAGUCACUUUGUUGUGGGCUGCUCCUCGAUGAAAGUUGAAAGUAUAAUAUCACAUGAAGGCACUCGCAACCACGACAAAAAUAUGAAAAUAAAGCAAGCCAAGUCUGCCCCACUCCAUGAAGCGCCCUCGGUGCAAGUUCUCACUAAACUCUCGGACGUAAACACCCAGAAGAUGAAGCUUCUUUUCCGAAAUGCGCACGCCAUCGCCAAGAAAGGUCGACCCAUCACCGACUACGUCUGGCAAUGCAGCAGCACGUCGUCAUCCCCUGGUUUCGAACUGUGUGUCUUGUCUCCCUGGAUGCCCCCUGGACUCCCUGCUGCCUUCCUGGAUCUCGACUCACGUCUCGCUCCCAGCGCUUGACCUCCUGCCUAUCCCUGGACCGCACCAAUCUCAACACGCACCUUCAACACCACCCGGUAACACUCCACAUAUAAUCGCUACACAUAGUCACACCGUAUACAUUUGGAUUAGUCACACACGUCAUUUAUGUAUUUUAAUAAACACGCUGCAAGAUAACGACGUCCCCGCCUCUGUGCCGUCUCCUUCUCCCACUGUA
Molecule: messenger RNA, 811 nt
Organism: Entelurus aequoreus (snake pipefish)
Lineage: Eukaryota; Metazoa; Chordata; Actinopteri; Syngnathiformes; Syngnathidae
Exons: 2
Coding region: 1-615 (204 amino acids)
Source: RefSeq, a predicted model, not a curated record